Daldinia decipiens is the source of this 1071-nucleotide messenger RNA. RefSeq names its product LexA/Signal peptidase. Lineage: Eukaryota; Fungi; Ascomycota; Sordariomycetes; Xylariales; Hypoxylaceae. Gene Ontology annotation, cellular component: mitochondrial inner membrane peptidase complex; membrane. The transcript has 2 exons. The record is from RefSeq and is a predicted model, not a curated record. Gene Ontology annotation, molecular function: serine-type endopeptidase activity. Gene Ontology annotation, biological process: mitochondrial respiratory chain complex assembly. Bases 237 to 782 code for a protein of 181 amino acids.
UUACAUUUAUUUGCCUAUGCGGUGCUAGCGAAAUGAUAUGCUGUGUAAAAGGAUAUCUCUCUAGUCGCAGUAUCUGUUAGUUGGGGUAGUUAGUGGGAUGUGGAUUCAAUUAUAGAAAAUCGAAGUUUAUUGUUGUAAUGAAGACAAAGUAUAAAUAAAACGUCUUGUUCAUCAGCACUUCACUUAGUGACAUUGAGAUCUCACUUCAGGUUGAGGUCUACAUUGAUUAACGCCUAAUGGCGUUCCGGCCGAUAUGGAAUCGAAUUAAACGUGAUCACCAACAUGCUGGCAGGUUCGGCUACCGUCUAUUCGCUUUCGCAACAUGGAUUCCGGUGGUUUCUAUGUUCAACCACUAUAUUGGAGAAUUAGCUUGGAUCAGCGGGCCGUCAAUGUAUCCUUUUUUGAAUGCGGAAAAGGACCAGACGACUCGGAAUGAUGUGGUGAUCAAGUAUAAGUUGAAUGCGCAGUAUGGGCUGCGGCGAGGCAUGAUAGUCAUUUUCUGGAAUCCCUAUGAUCCAGAGGUUGAGGCUGUUAAGAGGAUUGUCGGGCUUGAAGGCGAUAUCAUAAGGACGCGAAGUCCGUAUCCCUCUCCUACAGUCCGCGUGCCAAUGGGGCAUGUCUGGGUUGAGGGUGACGGAGGCGAGCGCUUGAGCAGGGACAGCAACGAUUAUGGGCCAAUUUCGACGAAUCUCAUAACUGGUAAGGUCACCCACGUCGUGUGGCCUCUACAUAGAUUCGGUAGAGUCCAGUGGUGGGAAUAUGCAGGGAAUAUUAGGAAUUAAACAACGAAACAACUACUACAUAUUUACUCAUCGACUGCUAUCUAACACAAAGGUACCUCCUACGUGUGAUGUCAACUAAUUGCUGGUAUGCAGAUAACCGUAAGAUGCUGUAACCCGACCUCCCGAUCUACCGGUAGAUAGAGAUAUGUAGGUACCUAUGUACCUACAGAUUAUUCCAGAUAAGAGAUAAGGCAAAGCCGGAUAAGGUCCACAGGCGCCCACCAACUCGGGCGCGAAGGCCCGUGAUAAACCGCGCGUAAACCGAUAUGGCCGAUUAGGUACGAUUUAG